AUGAGUUCGUUGCACUACAAUUUGUUUCUAUUCCUGUGCUUCUAUGCUGCUGUUCAGGCUCAAUACAGAGAAGGCGAUAUCAUGUUGGGCGGACUUUUUAGCGUGCACCAGGUGCCAUACUGGCCAGGGUCGCAAUUUGAAGAGAUAUAUUUGAGAGGACUUGGUCGCAUGCAGGCCAUGAUCUUCGCAAUCGAACGAAUAAACAAUGACACAAGUCUUCUUUCGAACAUUUCCCUAGGAUAUGACAUAAGGGAUUACGGUGGAAACCUCUCAAAAGCUGCGGGACUCAUUUAUCAACUACUGACCGUUGAUUCUUGCGUCAAUUUAAGCCAAAAUGCCCCAAGAAAGAAAGCCAUCAUUUCUUUAAUAGGCCCAAACGAAUCAAGAACAGCGCUAUUCAUUGGUGGAUUUCUUCGGAUGCUCAAUGUUUCGAGCAUAACUGGAACAGCAACCAGUACGGAGCUUAGCUCUUUUACCUAUAAACAUUUAUAUCGAACAGUGCCUUCGGACAAGUUUCUUGCAAAAGCGAUGGUUGACUUAAUUACGCACUUUAACUGGGGUUAUGUUGCUGUGGUUGGACAAGAUGAUUCGUAUGGAAGAAGUGGAGCAUGGGCAGUGGUUAGCGAAAGUUCGUCAAGGAAGAGCUCGUUCUGUAUUGCUUUGACGGAGUUUAUACGCCUCGAAAGUCCGCAUCUGAGUGUUGGGAACAUAGUUAAAAAGCUUAAACAGAUGGACAAUGUCAAAGUUGUGAUCUUAUGGUUAUACGAGAAUUACCAAACGAAGUUUUUGGCAGAGGUUCAGAGGCAAAACCUAACUGGACGUGUGUGGAUUUUGAGCGAGAUUCAUUUAACUUCUACACUGCCAGUAAAAGGUAUUCUGGAGAGCUCUUUAGGAUUUCAAUUCCAUAAAUUCAGCGACUCUGGCUUCAAGGAAUAUUUAAAAGAAAUAUUGGUCAAGGAGAAAGACGAUAGAAGUUUUUCUGAAUGGAACCACAUUACAAGCGAAAAAUGGAAGUUCUUGAAGAACAUGAAGUGUGUUCAUCGCCAAAUUGAGCAGUGCUCUAACGAGUUGAUUAAAGAAAUCUACAGCUCCUAUGUUCCGUACAUCAUUGACGCCGUAUAUGCCGUGGCACACGCACUAGAUAUUUUCAAUCGAAAUUUUAGCUAUGACGAGACCAAAGAUCGGGCGAAACUGCAGAUAACCAAUAGUUUUGACGUGCAGAAACUUCUUGGCCGCGUCAGUUUUGACGGACUAACUGGAAAAAUCAAGUUCGAUCGAUUUGGCGACAGGAGCUCAGCGUAUUAUGACAUUUUCAGCUUUAAAAAUGUACCCAAUGGAGAUGUGGAGAGUGUAAAAAUGGUGCUGAUAGGAGAAUGGAAAAAUUCACAGAAAAACGAAACUCGCUUGAUUUUUCAUGAAGCCCUGAAUUGGACGACUAAAUCUGGUCGCCCUCCGAAAUCGGAAUGUUCGGAACAGUGUCCUCCUGGAACAAGGAAAUCUUCUACCUCACCUUGUU
Pocillopora verrucosa is the source of this 1516-nucleotide messenger RNA. The record is from RefSeq and is a predicted model, not a curated record. Lineage: Eukaryota; Metazoa; Cnidaria; Anthozoa; Scleractinia; Pocilloporidae.